CUUUAGUUUCUCCAGCAGGGACAUCACGCAGUUUAGCUUGAUCAGAGUACACAGAUAAAAGCACCUCGGUCACACAAUGUUUGUAAGGAAUCCCAGUGUGUAUCUGACCCUGUUAUUGUGGAUUAUAGUCUCAUGGAACUGGGAUAGCGUCGCUGCAAGGAAGCAGGACGAGUCCUUCUUCACUGCCAGUAUUUACAGAGCAAGAUGCACAUCGAGAUGUCUCAGCCUGCACCUCACUCGCAUCUCUGCUUUUUUCAAACAUUUCCAGAAUAAUGGAUCCUUGGUUUGGUGUCAGAAUCAUAAACAGUGCUCCAAGUGCCUGGAGCCCUGCAAGGAAGCCUGGGAUCUGAAGGAGACUCAGUGCCAGAACUUGUGUGAGCCUCUGUUCCCGAAGAAGCACUACGAGUGCCUGACCAGCUGCGAGUUCCUGAGGUCGACGCAGGCGGUGAAGCAGGGCGACUGCCCCGCCCCAGAGAGGGCCAGUGGGUUCGCUGCCGCCUGCGUGGAGAGUUGCGAGGACGACGGCGAGUGCUCGGGUGUCAAGAAGUGCUGCUCCAACGGCUGUGGACACACGUGCCAGCUGCCCAGAAACCUCUACAAAGGAGCUCCACUGAAGCCCAGGAAGGAAUUGAGCUUCACGGAGCUUCCGAAUGGCCAGCUGGAGAUCAAAUGGUCCUCUAAGUUCAACAUCUCUGUGGAACCUGUUCUUUAUGUUGUGCAAAGGAGGUGGAACUAUGGAAUACAUCCCAGUGAGGAUGAUGCCACAGACUGGCAGACAGUGGCACAGACAACAGAGGAGCGAGUGCGGCUGUCGGACAUCAGAGCCAGCAGGUGGUAUCAGUUCAGAGUGGCUGCUGUCAAUGUUCAUGGAACCAGAGGCUUCACUGCCCCCAGCAAACACUUCCACUCCUCCAAAGAUCCCUCUGCGCCUCCCACCCCAUCCGAUCUGAGAAUCACCAACAUGACCAGUAACAGUGAGGGAAGUGGCACAGCCAGGCUGAGCUGGAACCUGUCAGAGGAACCAGACAUUCCUGUGCAUCACUACAAAGUCUUCUGGAGCUGGACAGUCAGCCGAAAGUCCAUUGUUCCAGCAAAGAAAAAGAGAAGAAAGACCACCGAAGGGUCCCAAAACUAUGUGGAUCUGGAAGGGCUCCAGCCAAACAGCAGCUACAUGGUAGAAGUGCAAGCAGUGACAUACUGGGGACAAGUGCGUCUGAAGAGUGCCAAGGCUGCUCUCUACUUCAGCACCAUGAGAUUGAAUGACACAAAAGAACAGUCUUCAAAGAUACAUAAAGGAGAGCAAAGGCUGACAUCUCAUCCAGGAAAACAGCCAACAGGCCCAUUAGAAGUUGGAGUUCCUUUCUACCAAGAUGGACAGCUUCAGGUCAAAAUCUACUGGAAGAAAAGGGGAGAUCCCAGUGUGAACCGCUACCAUGUCCAGUGGUUGCCAGAAUCCUGCAGUCACAAUGAAACGAAAAGUCCAGAGAAAUCUGUGACACAGGAAAACUACAUUCAUCUCCAAGGGCUGCUGUUUUCCUGCAAGUAUAAAGUGACAGUUCACGCAAUGAAAUUAAAGGGCCGUUCAAAGGCUGAAACCACCAGCUUUUCCACCCCAUCAUGCUCUGCUUUGAAAGGAAAGAACCAUAAACACUUCAGCUGCCCUUCAGAUGGGGUUACAGUGCUUCCGAAAGUACUGGCGAAACCAGAAAACCUGACCGCAUCGUUCUACAUUCAUGAAGGGAACAUUACUGGGAAUUUCUUUUGGAGGGUUUCAAGAGUACACCCCCACCAGCGGAUCACAGGAUUCCAGGUGACCUGGGCAGAGGUGACUACAGAAAACCGACAGAACAGUUUGCCAAACAGCAUCAUCUCUCAGUCACAGAUACUGCCUCCAGACCAUAAUUUUCUAACAGUUUCCAAUCUCAGAGCAUCAACCUCUUACCGACUUGAAGUGCAAGUGAUAACGACAGGGGGGGAAGGCCCAGCAACUGUUAAAACAUUUCACACACCUGAUACGUCGCCAGCUCUCCAACACAGGCCCAGACUCAGACAGCAUCAUCAGCAUCAUCAUAAGCAGUCUUCAGAAAAACACUGAAGGCCCAGGGGAAUUUGUGUGACAAAUACCAGUUCAGUCUUAUGUACUGCACACAAAAGAGAAAAAAAAUUAAGAAAAUAAACUGUGGAAUCACUCUCCUCCAACUGAGGCGGGUUUUCUUUAAAACUGGAUGGUGCGUGAUUGGUCACACCUUCUGUCCUGCUCUCCUCACCAUGUGGAAUUCACUCAUUGCUUUGGUCUCCACAAUUUUCUAAUGCAGUCAACAAUGGACUCAUACUGCUAACUUCCAAAGCCUUUAUGCUAAAUUGCUGUGGUACUUGGAGAUUUCUUUUUUGUGAGGGAGAUUUGCACUGUAAAAAUAUAAAAAAAUACAAAACAACAGUAUAGUCUUUAAGCUUUGAUAUCAUUUUUAAGAUUGGGAUAAUGGGAAGAUAAAAGAACUUUGAAGACUUUAGAUAACUAAGAGGCCUACAUUUGGUCUUUUGAAAAAAAAAAAUUUUAGCAGCUGUUUUAAAUGUAGAAAAGAAAAAAGAGUCCUUAUACAUUACCUUGAAAAUGGAACAAGUGCCAUAAUAAGACUUGUAUAUUAAAAUUGCCAUCUUCAAGAAUAGCUUUGGAUUCAAUUAUUUAUUAUAUAAUUCUAAAUAAUCCCAAAUGGCGCUUAAUAGUACGUAAUACCGAUGGAUAUGAUGUAACUAAAGCCUGUGUAGUUUAACAGUGAAUAUUGCAUAAAGUAUGAUAUUGCAUGUAGGAAUCCAUUUAAUUUAAACUGUAAAUGAGUUAGUAGCUACAAUUUGAAUUUUACAAUAUUUGGUUUUGCAUGACAAAACUUAGUGUUCUGUUCUAGGCAUGAAGUGUGAUGUCUGUGUUACCUCUUUGAAUAUAUUAACAAAGCUCCACUAACAGAUUAACAGAGAAUUUUAUGGGGGGAUAUUUACUUAUUAUUAAUGGAAUGAAAAUGUAGUGUGAAAAUGACAGAAGUAUGUAUUUACUAAACUGGCUGUAGAAAUCAUGCUCAUGUUACAGUCACUAAAUGUCAAUAUUUAUUUGUGUAUGUAUUACAAAACAUUUGGUUUGUGUGUGUGUUUUAGUCUAGCCUUUUUUAAACUGAUAAAACUCCUUGUAAAGCUGUUUUGUAAAAAUUGAAUUGUAAAUAGAGUCUAAUAUUAUGUUACUCGUUAUUUUUCACAUUAGAAACUGUACAUACUGUUAAUUAAUAAAAGAAACCUGAAACCUUU
Molecule: messenger RNA, 3294 nt
Organism: Lepisosteus oculatus (spotted gar)
Lineage: Eukaryota; Metazoa; Chordata; Actinopteri; Semionotiformes; Lepisosteidae
Gene: anos1
Product: anosmin-1
Biological process (GO): neuron differentiation
Cellular component (GO): extracellular region; cell surface
Molecular function (GO): protein binding; peptidase inhibitor activity
Source: RefSeq, a predicted model, not a curated record